Austrofundulus limnaeus is the source of this 1613-nucleotide messenger RNA. Its product is annotated as sialidase-1. The record is from RefSeq and is a predicted model, not a curated record. Gene Ontology annotation, biological process: ganglioside catabolic process; oligosaccharide catabolic process. Gene Ontology annotation, molecular function: exo-alpha-sialidase activity. Gene Ontology annotation, cellular component: cytoplasm; intracellular membrane-bounded organelle; membrane. NCBI's taxonomy places the organism in Eukaryota, Metazoa, Chordata, Actinopteri, Cyprinodontiformes, Rivulidae.
AAACUGAUUGUAAAAUGAUAACAGAUUUAGUUAGCUCGCCAUUUUAUGGACGCAUGGAAGCAUUUUGACUCUCGGCUCAUGUUUUUAUUUUUAAUUUUUUUGGUCGGAGCGGGAUAAAAAAGUUUGUAAAUGCUGAGUUUCCAAGAUGGGAACCGGAAGUCAGAUGUUCUCGGUGUUUUUCCUGCUGUCACCGUGUUUGUGUGUUUUCAACUCUGCACAGAUUAAUCCUUUAGUUUACGUGGAGGAGCUGCUGUGGAUCAGCGGAGCCCAGGGGGAUGUCAACACCUACAGGAUCCCCCUCAUCACCUUCACCCCCAAAGGGAGCCUGCUGGCGUUCAGCGAGGCCAGGAAGUUGUCGUCCGGCGACAUCGGAGCGAAGUUCCUCGCAAUGAGACGGUCGACCGACAAAGGAAACACCUGGUCCCCGACCGCCUUCAUCGUCGACGACGCGUACCACCCAAACGGCCUGAACCUGGGCUCGGUGGUGGUGGACGAGGAARCCGGUUCGGUCAUCCUGAUCUACUCCUACUGCUUCCACCUGUACCACUGCAGCCCGGCCAGCACCAUGAUGGUGGAGAGCGUGGACGACGGCCUGAGCUGGAGCGUUCCCAGAAACCUCUCGGUCCAGCUCGGGGUCAAAGCKUUCGCUCCUGGGCCGGGCUUCGGCAUCCAGCCAGUUGAGUUGCCGGACGGCAGCAUCAUGAUCAACGUGAGGAACCAGAACAACUACCACUGCCGCUGCCGCAUCGUGGUCCGCAGCCUGGACGGAGGCCUGACCCUCCCCGUGGACGAGCUGUUUUUCGACACCAAUUUGGUGGAUCCGACCGUGGCAGCCGGAGCGCUGCAGAAARACGGCGUGCUCUACUUCAUCAACCCCGCCAACGAGCAACACAGAGUGAACCUGACGCUGCGAUGGUCGCUGACUAAYGGGAAGUCUUGGGAAAACAAAGCCGUUCAGAUAUGGGGAGGGCCGAGCGGUUACUCCUGCAUCACGUCGUUGGACAGCGGCUCCGUCGAUGAUGAAAAAUACAUUUAYGCCAUCUAUGAAAAGGGGAAAAAUAACUACUGGGAGACCAUCUCGUUCGUCAAGAUUAACCUUUACAGUGGACGGUAGAGCUACCAGUCAGAUUYAAAGGGAAAGGAGAAUUACUCUCAGGAAUAAAGCAACGCAGAAUAAAAAAAAACAAAUGAGACUCAUCACUGUGAACUUCCAUUUGUUUGUGUUUUUCUCUUCUCUUUUUCUGUUCCCACAGCUGAUUAGACUUGGUGUUUAAUUUAUAUUUUACCAAACAUUGCAUAGUUUCAUAGCUCUGUUAGGCUUUAAAAGCCCAAACAUGACCAAGGAGGAAAAAUAAAUCAGAGGAUUUUUUUUAAAAAGAUCUGUUUGGUGAUCUUUGGAUUUGUUGUAUGUUUGUUGAAUGUUGGUUAUUAUAUUACAAGGGAAUGGUUUUAAUAAACCAGAGUUCUGUAACAUGUUCUGUUUUUAUUAUGUUUCUGAUAUAAGUUUAUGAAUUAUGAUCAACCACUAAGAAUGUAUUAUUUCUUUUGUCUGUGCUUUUCAAAUGUUUAAAAAUUGUUUUUCAAAUAAAUAAAAAAAUCUACAUUCUAAUUUA